AUGGAAGAUUCUUAAAAUACUAAAGAAGAGUUAUCUUAAUAGCUAGUUAUAAAGUUUAUUUCGCUAACUCAAAAAGAGAAUUUUGAAAAAGCGAUAAAUAUUUUGAGGGAGAAUCCUGAUCUUCCAAUUUUAGAUACAGUUGAUAAAAAAUAUAAUAAUGCUCUCCAUUAUGUCUGCUUGCAUAAUAGCAUUGAAACUUUUGAUGUAGUUAUGUCCUACUUAGAAUAUAUAGUAAAAUGCAAUAAUCAGUCUAAUGAAUUAAUCACUCAAUUUCUAGUUAGUAAAAAUGAAGAUGAUUACUCACCUUUCCAUUUGUCAGUUUACAAGGGGAAUUUAGAAAUGAUAGAAAAAAUGAUGCAAUAUAAUAUAGAUAUUUCUAUUAGAGCUAGAAAAGGCUUAUCAGUAUUACAUUUGGCUGCUUAAGGAAAUCACCCACAUAUAUUACAUUACUUUUUGUAGAAAGGGAUAAACAUAGAUUUAAAAAAUCAGCAUGGAGGUACAGCUUUACAUUAUGCAGCAUUUUCAAAGUCUGCUGAAAGUGUAAUGUAUCUGAUUUCUAAAGGAAGUGAUAUAAAUUUAUAAGAUAAUUAGGGAGCUACUCCUUUGUUUUUAGCAGCUAUCCAGCUAGAUAAUACUUAUAUUGCUAAUAAGCUUUUGAAAAAAGGAGCAGACCCAAGAAUAAAAAAUAAGGAUGGUAAAGAUGCUAUUUAAGCAGCUCAAGAAAAAAAGAAUACAGAUAUGGUUAAACUUUUAAAAAAAAAGAAUGGUUUAGUUGAAUUAAUGAAUAUAAAAUCGGCACAAAAGCCAGUAAAAUGCAAACUACUACCUUUGAUAUUAAAUAUGGUUCUCUUUUUGAUCGUGUCUAUAGCUACCUUUGUGUUUAAUAUUCCAUAUUUCACGAACGGAUUUUGGAUACUACUGCUAACUUUCUUACUAUUUAUAAGCUUUAUUUCAUUUUUACUUAGUUGGUUAAUUGAACCAGGAUAUAUAAGAACUACAGAUAAAAAGAAAGAUUUAGAAUAUCAGUUAAAGUGUUUGUAGUAAAGUAACGAUGAUCAUGAAAUUUGCUACGAAUGUAUAUUAUUGAGACCACCUCGCUCAAAGCAUUGUGAAUACUGCCAACGUUGUGUAAUAGUUUAUGAUCAUCAUUGUCCUUGGAUUAAUAAUUGUGUAGGAGCUAAUAACUAUCUUUGGUUUUCAAUUUUCAUAUUUUCUACAUUUUUUUAUGCACUAUUCAUAAUAGUCACCUCUUCAAUGUAUAUGAUGGAGAGUAAUUAUGGAAAUUAUGGAUUAAAAUUUAAUAAUCAAAACACUCAGCUGAUCCUUCAUAAAUUAUCAUCUAUAAUAUGUAUAGUAAUUGGAAUUUUCACUUGCUUAAUGCUUUCAGUAUUAAUUAAGGUCUAAAUUUCAAAUAUGGCAACAGGCAAAACCACACAUGAAAGAUUUAAUGGAGUUUAUUAAAAGAAAACUCAUCAAAAAUUUUAAAAUCGAGAACUAACAAUUUAAUAACAAAGUUCAAAUGAAUAAUCAAGCACAGAAGAUGAUACUCUUUCAAAUGAACUAAUGUAAAAUUAGUAGAAUGAUAGUGAUUUAGAAAGCCAACAUAAUUUUAGAAAAAAGAAAAAGAACACUCAUUUCUCUUGUUUUUAAGGAAUAAUUUAACUUUGUUUCACUAAUAAAAAUAACUCUGAAUAUAGAAAUUUCCAAUUCUGA
This is a messenger RNA of Tetrahymena thermophila SB210, 1713 nucleotides long. Its product is annotated as ankyrin repeat protein. The transcript is spliced from 9 exons. The record is from RefSeq and is a predicted model, not a curated record. NCBI's taxonomy places the organism in Eukaryota, Ciliophora, Oligohymenophorea, Hymenostomatida, Tetrahymenidae. Gene Ontology annotation, molecular function: protein binding; palmitoyltransferase activity.